Oryza brachyantha (malo sina) is the source of this 3291-nucleotide messenger RNA. Its product is annotated as transcriptional corepressor LEUNIG_HOMOLOG-like. The transcript is spliced from 17 exons. NCBI's taxonomy places the organism in Eukaryota, Viridiplantae, Streptophyta, Magnoliopsida, Poales, Poaceae. Gene Ontology annotation, molecular function: transcription corepressor activity; protein binding. The record is from RefSeq and is a predicted model, not a curated record. The coding region runs from base 167 to 2371 and encodes 734 amino acids.
GCCCCAGGCCCAACAGCACCAAGAAAGCCAUCCCAUUCCCAUCCCCAAGCAAAGAAAGGGCAAAAGCUGCGAGCGAUUCCAUUCGAUUCGAUUCGAUUCGCCUGCCCUGGCCGCCGCCGCCGCCGCCGCCUCCGUCUCUUCCGGCUCCGGCCGCCGGGUGCCCUAGAUGGCGCGGAGCAACUGGGAGGCAGACAAGAUGCUGGACGUGUACAUCUACGACUACCUGGUGAAGCGCAACCUCCACAACACGGCAAAGGCGUUCAUGAGCGAGGGCAAGGUCGCCACCGAUCCCGUAGCCAUCGAUGCUCCUGGAGGCUUCCUCUUCGAGUGGUGGUCCAUCUUCUGGGACAUCUUCGAUGCCAGAACGAGAGAUAACAAGCUACUAUCACCCGCGCCUCCGCCCCCGCAUCCGCCUCCGCCUCCUAUGGAUGUAAUCAAGUCCAGGGAACAGCAGAUGCGUCUCCAGCUCCUUCAGCAGCGUGCUGGUGCUAUGGAUGCUGAUGUUUCUGCUGUCCUCGCUUCUAAAAUGAUGCAAGACCGAUUGAGGAACCCCAAUCCUGCCGACUCUGAUGCUUCCGACCAACUCCUAGACGCAAGCAGGAUUGCUCUUCUCAAAUCAGCAGCUAACCAACAAACUGGACAACUCGUUCAGGGUACCUCAGUCAAUAUGUCAGCUCAACAGCAGAUCCACUCAAGAAACCAGCAACCUGAAAUGAAAGGUGAUGUCUCAAUGUCGCAAAGAUCAAUGCCUACAGACCCUUCCACGUUGUAUGGAUCAGGGUCAGGUAUGAUGCAACCAAAACCUGGAUUAGUUUCCACUGGACCAAAUCAAGGUGUUGGUAGUGUACCGCUGAAAGGCUGGCCUCUAACAGUCCCAGGUAUUGACCAACUCCGGUCAAAUUUAGGUGUGCAGAAACAGUUGAUGGCAUCUCCAAACCAAUUUCAACUUUUAUCGCCACAACAGCAAUUAAUUGCUCAAGCACAAUCACAGAAUGACCUUGCUAGAAUGGGUUCUCCAGCUCCAUCUGGUUCGCCAAAGGUUCGACCAGAUGAAUCGGAUUAUAUGAUGAAGUUGAAGAUGGCUCAGCAGUCCUCAAGUCACCGUCUUAUGGAACUGCAGCAGCAGCAGCAGCAGCAGUUGCAACAGAAUACUAGAAAACGGAAACCAACUUCUUCUGGCGCAGCUAAUAGUACAGGCACAGGAAAUACUGUUGGCCCUUCUCCACCCUCAACUCCUUCCACUCAUACUCCUGGCGGUGGGAUACCAGUGGCUAGCAAUGUGAACAUUGUACAAAAGAGUUCAUUAAUUUGUGGUGCAGAUGGAACCAGUGGACUUGCUUCAUCAUCAAAUCAAAUAGAUAAUCUGGAUAGUUUUGUCGAUUUUGAUGAAAAUGUUGAUUCAUUUUUGUCAAAUGAUGAUGGAGAUGGGCGAGACAUAUUUGCUGCAUUGAAGAAAGGGUCGUCAGAGCAGGAUUCCUUAAAGGGUCUCUCCUUGAAUGAGUUCGGUAAUAACCGUACAAGCAACAAUAAGGUUGUUUGCUGCCACUUCUCUACAGAUGGGAAAUUACUGGCUAGUGCUGGCCAUGAGAAAAAGGUCUUCCUUUGGAAUAUGGACAAUCUUAGCAUGGAUACUAAAAUAGAAGAACAUUCAAACUUCAUUACAGACAUAAGAUUCAGACCAAAUUCAAAUCAAGUAGCUACAUCAUCUUCUGACGGAAGUGUUCGACUAUGGAAUGCAAUUGAACGAACUGGUGCUGUACAGACUUUUCUUGGGCAUAGCUCCCAUGUAACAUCAGUCGAUUUUCACCCAAAAUCUAUGGAGGUUCUAUGCUCUUGUGACGACAAUGGAGAAAUUUUCUUCUGGAAAAUUGGUCAAAGUUCAUUUUCACAUAUCACUAGGAUGAAGCAGGGUGGUACUGGUAGAGUGAGGUUUCAGCCUCUAAUCGGACAGCACCUUGCUGUGGCAACUGGAAGCAUUGUGAAUAUUAUUGAUGUUGAAAAGGACACAAGUUUGCACUCACUGCCUAAGGUUCACACGAAUGAGGUAAACUGCAUCUGUUGGGAUGAAAGUGGUGAACUUCUGGCAUCUGUAAGUCAGGAUACUGUGAAGGUCUGGUCAGUAGCAUCAGGCACAUGCAUCCAUGAGUUACGAUCUCAUGGAAACCAAUACCAGUCUUGCAUAUUUCAUCCAAGAUAUCCGAACGUUCUGAUAGUUGGUGGUUAUCAGACAAUGGAGCUAUGGAGCUUGUCAGAUAACCACAGAAACACGGUGCAGGCACAUGAAGGCCUUAUCGCUGCUUUGGCACAUUCACAGUUCACUGGGAUGAUUGCUUCUGCGAGCCAUGACAGAUCUGUGAAACUGUGGAAAUGAAGGGUGGUUGGGGUUGGAGAUGAAUAGGACGCAGUAAAACGGCCGCCAGAAUCCUGACCUUCAUAGCCUCCCAUACCCAUAUGUACGUAUAGAGUUUCGGUUUUUCUUUUCCUACCUUCCCCUUUCGCUGCUUUGAUUUGUUGGCUUCGUUACAUACAGAAGGUAGCCCGUAACUUGUUAUACUUGCGACGACGACGACGACUUUGCUUUUAACUUUAGGAGGGGGUGCGGUGUACAUGGUUGGGGCAAAAAUUAAAUUGCAGGACGUGUUGACAAUGCUAAUCUAUGUGGAACGUGAUGUGUAAAUUAAUUAAUAGAAAAGGAAAAUGGAAUUUGAAGUGCAUUUGAUCUGAUGUGGAUGUGAUUGGUGAGACCAAAGGGCAUGAGAUGAGAAUGAGAUAGUAAGUACAAUUUAUUUCAGACUUUGUCUGGCUUGAGACCCCUGAGCAUGGAGACCGAGUGUGAUGCUGCUGCCUGUGAAUGUGAUGGAGGGCCGGGCUGAUUCUCCAGUGGCGCCGCCGUGUUCAUGGUGGAGAUGCCGACUUCGCCGAGGCAGGCGCUGUUGCAGGAGAGGUAGCAGAUGACGGCCCACCCGCGGCAGCCGGCGAUGCACUCGUCGCGGCAGUUGCCUCGCGCCGCCGUCGCCAGCAGGGCCCAGCAGCACAGCAUCACCACCACCGCCUGCUGCUGCCUCCUCACAUGCACCAUCUUUGGUAACUAACUAUGACGACGAUGAUUACUACAGUAGUAUCUUAUACUGCUGCUGCUGCUGAUGUAUAUGGGUUAUUAGUUAUAGAUAGAUACGCCUUUAAUCUCUCUCAACCUCCCUCUCUCCGAUCGAUUAACAAUAGGUACAGGCAAGAUAAUAGAGAAAGAGAGAGUGCACCCAGCAGGCUGCCAAUCAAUCAAUUCGUUUAUGU